AUGGCUCAAGUGGUGACAGAUUUUUUCCAGUACUUGGAAGACCCGGAUGUAGCUGUAGCCGUGGCUGUGAUUAAAGCUUUGACUGGUGUUAUUAUACAUAGUGAGGCCAGCACGAUGAUGCAAAUGGAGGGAGAAUUGCAAGAAGCAGCGCAGCAGCUACGCACUUUCCAAGCCGCAGAUGACCAGACGCUGGCCACACGUUUUCAUAAUUCAAUUGCUACUACCGCCGGCUGUCAGUUAUUCUUACGAUAUGUAACACGUUGCUUCUUGGAAUUUGAUGAUUUUGAUCUCUGUCGCUCCCAGCUCAUUGACCGUGGAAAAUUAUUUGCCGAGACGUCACUUUCGAGUCGUCAGCGCAUUAGUGAUGUGGGCCACAACUUUAUUCGUGACGGCAUGAAAGUAUUGACGCACGGCAAGUCCCGCGUGGUGAUUGCAUUAUUGUGUGAAGCUGCUAAGACCAAGAACUUUUCUGUAUCUGUGACGGAGGGAAAAAGUACUGCAUCGGGACUUAGUACAGCGAAAGAACUGGCGAAGGCGGGUAUUCCUACGACAGUAAUUCUCGACUCGGCAGUUGCAUACUAUAUGGAACAGGUGGAUAUUGUGAUUGUUGGCGCGGAAGGUGUUGUUGAAAAUGGCGGAAUCGUCAAUUCGAUUGGCACAUACUCAAUUGCAGUAAUCGCACAAGCACUGAAGAAACAAUUUUACGUGGCGGCAGAGAGUUACAAGUUUGCUCGUUUGUAUCCGUUGACGCAGCGUGACGUUCCGCAAAAACACAUGGCUGCUCUGUCUAGCGAUAUUGCGGGUGACGAACCCAUCGACGAGACGAUGAAGAACGUAUCGUUUGAGAGCCCGUUCUUUGACUAUACCCCGCCUGGAUACAUUGCGUUAAUAUUCACAGAUUUAGGCGUCCUCACUCCGUCUGCGGUUUCGGACGAAUUGAUCAAACUAUAUCAGUAG
This is a messenger RNA of Peronospora farinosa, 957 nucleotides long. The record is from the annotation of a GenBank genome assembly. Lineage: Eukaryota; Oomycota; Peronosporomycetes; Peronosporales; Peronosporaceae.